AUGCCCCGGAGCCCCACGUCCAGUGAGGAUGAGAUGGCCCAGAGCUUUUCGGACUACUCCGAUGACUGUGCCUCUGACAGCUCCCGCGAAGAAACCAUUUACGAGACCAUAAGGGCCACCGGCGAGCCAUCGCAGCACCACAUGGACGACAUUCGCACAAACUCGCUGGUCAUCCGCGUCCUCAUCCCCGACCUGCAGCAGACGAAAUGCAUGCGGUUCAACCCGGAUGCAACGGUCUGGGUCGCCAAGCAGCGGAUCCUGUGUACGCUCAAUCAGAGCCUGAAAGAUGUCCUCAACUACGGGCUUUUCCAGCCGGCCAGCAACGGGAGGGACGGCAAGUUCCUGGACGAAGAACGCAUCCUGCGAGAGUACCCCCAGCCAUUCAGCAAGGGUGUCCCGUCUCUGGAGUUCCGCUACAAGAGCAGAGUCUACAGACAACCAAACGUGGACGAGAAACAGAUCGCCAAGCUUCAUACAAAGGCCAAUCUGAGGAAGUUCAUGGACCUCAUCCAGCAUAAUCAGGUGGACAAAGUGUCUAAGAUGUUGGAGAGAGGCUUCGAUCCCAACUACCACGACAGUGAGACUGGUGAGAGCCCGCUGACAUUUGCAGCCCAUCUGGACAACGUGGUGGAGUUGAUCAAGGUCCUGAAGAACGGGGGAGCUCACCUAGACUACAGGGCCAAGGACGGCAUGACGGCCCUCCACAAAGCUGCAAGGUCCAAGAACCCGGUUAUGCUUAUGAUGCUGCUGGAGUUGGGAGCUUCUCCAGACUACAAGGACAGUCGUGGUCUGACUCCUCUCUAUCACAGCGUGGUGGUGGGUGGAGACCCGGGCUGCUGUGAGCUCUUGUUGAACCACCACGCUUACGUCUGCUGCCAGGAUGAGAACGGCUGGCAUGAGGUUCACCAGGCUUGCCGUCACGGACACGUGCAGCACCUGGAGCAUCUGCUGUUCUAUGGAGCGGACAUGAGCGCCCAGAAUGCCUCAGGAAACACCGCUCUACACAUCUGUGCCCUAUACAACCAGGAUAACUGUGCCAGAGUGCUGCUUGUUCGUGGAGCUGACAAAGAAGUGAAGAACUACAACAGCCAGAGUCCAUUUCAGGUCGCCAUUAUUGCUGGGAACUUUGAGCUCGCUGAACUCAUCAAGAACCACAAAGAGACAGACGUAGUGCCUUUCCGCGAGGCUCCAGCCUACUCCAAACGCCGCCGGGGUCCGUCUUCUGGCAACAGCAGCGGAAACGGCCAGUCUCCGUCCUCGCUGUCAGCGCCACGGGUCCUCCUGCGCUCCAACAGCGACAACAACCUAACAGUCACACCAACACGCCCAGCCCCACCUGCACAGGGCCCCCCAGCAGGCCUGUCACCCCAGCUGCUCCAGCAGAUGCCCAGCGGCAGCCCCAAUGGCACCGUGGUGGUCCGGACCAUGGGGAGGGGGGCGAGGAGCAGGUCACCCUCCCUCAGCCGGCUGGGGGAGGAGGCCCGGCGCGCUCUGCCGUCGCAGCGUCAGCCCAGUCCCAGCAGUCACGGCCAGGCAGUAGGCACCAGGAGGAAGCUGUACAGCGCAGUUCCUGGGAGACACUUUGUGGUGGUCCGUGCUUACACCGCCCAGGCCGAGGGAGAGAUCAACCUCUACAAGAGCGACAGGGUCAAAGUUCUGAGCAUCGGAGAGGGGGGUUUCUGGGAGGGCAGCGCCCGCGGGCAGGUGGGCUGGUUUCCAGCCGACUGCGUGGAGGAGGUCCCGGCCAAGGCCAGCGAUGAGAGGAGCUAUUCCCGAGCGGACCGUGCUGACAGACGGAAGCUCUUCAGACACUACACUGUGGGCUCCUACGACAGCUUUGAUGCCUCCAGUGACUGCGUGGUGGACGAGAAGACGGUGGUGCUCCAGAAAAAGGAGAACGAGGGAUUCGGCUUCGUCCUGCGAGGGGCGAAAGCGGAUACGCCCAUUGAGGAGUUCACGCCCACACCUGCCUUCCCGGCCCUGCAGUACCUGGAGUCAGUGGAUGAGGGAGGAGUGGCGUGGCAGGCGGGACUCAGGACGGGGGACUUCCUCAUCGAGGUGAACCAGGAGAAUGUGGUGAAGGUGGGCCACAGACAGGUGGUCAACAUGAUCCGCCAGGGAGGCAACCGGCUCCUGAUCAAGGUUGUGACGGUGAGCCGGAAUCUAGACCCUGAGGACACAGCACGCAAAAAAGCUCCUCCACCGCCAAAGAGAGCCCCCACCACAGCCCUGUCCAUGCGCUCCAAGUCGAUGACCUCUGAGCUGGAGGAACUGGAUGCGCAGAAGAAGAGGAUUGUUUUCCAAGUCACUCUAAACAAAGUUGAAGAGAUGACUCACGCCCAGAAGACCUCACCUGUUGAUAUGAAGAUCGCUACGAUCAAACCACGCCCAUCCAGUCGCUGCUUGGUAACGCCUACUGAUAUGAAUUCCAUGUAUCACGACCGCCAGGGAGUAGCAGUGGUGCCACCCACUGUGCCAGGGGCCUUCCUGGGGAUACCUGAGAAGGGCACCAUGAAAAAGCAAAAGUCAAUAGGUACAACGGAGGACGAGAAGCAGGGAUUCCUCACACCUCCCCUACUCAAGUUCUCCCGCAGCCUCUCUAUGCCUGACACCUCAGAGGACAUCCCUCCUCCCCCAGCCAUUUCACCCCCUUCGCCACCUGCCUACAACUCAGCUGCCGGCCCUACACCCAAAAGCUACGGCACCACACGUCCCAGCUUCACCCAGAACUCGCCCAAUGCAGUGACGACCAUCAGCCGAACCACCGACGUUGGCACGCUGAGGCGUGGCUAUUUCCGCCAGAGCUCAGAGCAGUUCGAGAGCACCCGUACUCGAGGGCGCACACCAGUGCCCGAGAACCCUUACUCCGAGGUGGGCAAUAAGACACUCUAUGUGCCAGCGAAACCGGCUCGAAGGAAGGGCAUGCUAGUAAAGCAGCCCAACGUUGAGGACAGUCCUGAGAAAACGUGUCACAUGCCAGCAAGCCCCUCGGGCCCGGUUUCCAUGCCUACUACGCCUGUAGAACGAACGUGCUCCUCCAUCCCCAUCCCCACAAUCAUUGUCAAGGAGCCCUCCACCAGCAGCAGUGGCAAGAGCAGCCAGGGUAGCAGUAUGGAGAUCGAGCCCACCACCCCUGAACACCCACCUCUCACGCCCACGGUUGGUGGAAGCGGAGGUCUUCGUCCUGAAGACCCUCUUUCUCUAAGCAACCCGUUUGCGGCCGCUAUUGCCGGGGCAGUGCGUGACCGGGAAAAGAGGUUGGAGGCAAAAAAGAACUCCAUUGCCUUCCAGUCAAUAGACAUUGGGGAUGAAGACUUGAGUGGUCCCACACCGACCCCUCGCCUCCGCCAGUCAAAGUCCAUCGAUGAAGGCAUGUUCAGUAGCGACGAGCGGCUUCGAAGGAUAUUGGCUCCCCCUCCCGCAGCACAGCUUGGGCCCCCUGUUGGGGGCGGUACUGGCAACAUGACAGAUUUUAACACUCCUGAGCCCACAGUGGUGCGGGAGCCUCUAAACACCAGAACAGGCCAGUGUCCCAACUUGGACAGUCCCGUUAGUCUCCCAGCCACCCCUCCUAAGAGCCACUACAGGGCCAAUGGGACCUACCUCCAUCCUGUCACCGGCAAGCCCUUGGACCCUAAUUCUCCACUAGCUCUGGCCCUGGCAGCUCGGGACCGGGCCAUGAAGGAGCAACAAAACCAUCCUCAGAAUCAGCCACCAAAUCCUCCUCAGGUUCAGCAAACCCCUAAGCACGAAGCCCAGUCCCUUCCAAUUCAGCCGAGCCACAAACCAGACCUCAACCAACCUCUGUUUAUUGACACCAAACUACGCUCCGGGAUCGAGACAAGUUUUGCUGCAAUCUCCACAGCAACCAUGGGGCGGCCCGGCCGAGGUGGCCUGCGGAGACAGAUGACAGAGCAGAAGUACGAGUCUGAUGGGGCACGGGAAGAGAGGCAGCAUCAGGCAGUCGAGGAGAGGAAAAGUGCGCCAGCGGAUGUGGCAGACACAUCACAGCCUAAGUCAACUGGGCUGUUGAUGGUCCACACCAGCACAGAAGCAAGCAACAAGGUGAACAACCAAGAGGUAGAGGGGCAGGACAGCAACAGGCCAUCGGAGCUGAAGGACCCCAACCAACCCGAUCCUCUCAAUGCGCCAACACUGUCCUCUAACCCUCAGCCACCCUCAUCACGGAGAAGCAUUCCCUUAGGUGAAUCCAUGGAUGAACCAGUGAAGCUGCCUUUCCGCAUCCCCCCUCCCCCUCUGGCCUCAGUUGACAUUGAUGAGGAUUUUGACUUCUCAGAGCCCCUCCCCCCACCGCUGGAGUUUGCCAACAGUAUUGACAUUCCUGAUGACCAGGCUAGUGCCAUAGCAGAGAUGCUUCAGCAACAGAGACGGAACGGGGGACCUCCUCUACCCCCAUACCAUGCUCAUGCCCCGCCAGCUGUCUCAGAACAACACAAACGGAUGACAAACAGCAUGCCGCCCUCAUAUCCUCCUCCUCCACCUGACCCAGAGUCAGGGGUGGGUGACUCGGGCAUCGAAGAGGUAGAUAGCCGCAGUAGCGGGGAUCCUCAGCACAUGGAGACCACCAGCACCGUUUCCAGCAUUUCAACGCUGUCGUCAGAAGGAGGCUUCUGCGACAGCGCACUGGAGAGCCUCUAUGCCACCGCAGAUGGACAUGCCUUCCUGGUGGAUCGGCCCCCUGUGCCACCCAAACCCAAGGGCAAGUCUGUCAUCAACAGAACAUCACUUUAUCAUGACGCUCUCAUUGAAGAGCCCCCAGAGUCCUAUGGGUCACCACCUCAGGCCCCUCCCCCUCCCCCUUCAUCCUCUGAACCUCCUAGGACUCCUAUUCAAAGGACAUCCAAGCUGUGGGGUGAUCAGCCACCUGAGCUGUGCAGCCCCCCAUCCACACCGGACACCAAGAACACCGUUAUCACCGAGUUGAGCUCCAUUCUGCAGCAAAUGAAUCGCGACAGGCCUCCCAAGCCAGGAGAAAGCCUUGACUCCCCCACUGGGACCAGGGGGGCCUUCGGAGCAAGCUCACGCCUCUCCAUCUCCAUUUUCUCCAGUCUGCUGUUGUUCCUUCACCUCUUCUUUCUUCAUCCCCCUCUGUGUCUCCCAUCUUCACAGAAGCAGGGAGUCAUGGGAUGUGUGGGCGUGGCGAAGGCGAGGUCUCCCACCGCAGAUAUCAAUAGCACUGCAUCGCUUUCCUCUCCACCCGCUCAGCUGACGGAGAACCAGCGUCGAUCCUGCGCUGACCUGAGGGCCAGCGAGGGACACAUGCUAACUUUAACUGGUGCUGAAGAGUGGAAACUGCCUCCCACAGAAGACUCAGGAAUGCGUAAUAACGCCGCCGCCGCCGCCGCCGCCCUCGCCUCCACGCCCCCCAGCAGCCUCCCAUCUCAGCCGCACCCCUGCAGCCCGCCAGACUCCGCCUCCUCCCUCACGCCCUGCUCCUCACUGCCGCCCUCGGUGUCGCCCACCCUCACCGACGUCUUCGGCCUGCCCACCCCGCCCAUGGGCAGCGGUGGCGGCUACAGCCUGAGCUCCUCGUGCGGCGGCAGCGGCAGCUCGCGCUCCCCGUCGCCGCUCACGCUGAUGCAGGCGGUGGCGGCCUCGGGCAAGCCCUUCGCCUCCAAACCCAUGGAGCUGUGGAGCAAGCACGACGUGGCGGACUGGCUGGAGAGCCUCAACCUGGGAGAGCACAGGGACGCUUUCCUGGACAACGAGAUCGAGGGCGCCCACCUGCCCUCGCUGCAAAAAGAGGACCUGAUAGACCUGGGCGUGACGAGGGUGGGCCACCGCAUGAACAUCGAGAGGGCCCUCAAGCUGCUGCAGGACAGAUAAGCCCCGAGGAGACGGGGUGGCGACGUGCGGAGUCAGGGCCGAGGAGAGGGAGGUUUACCCGUCACUUUUACCGAUCUCUUCAUCAGACAUAAUCUCAAGUCGUGGAACUGGGUAGAAGCUUUGUCCGAGCUGACGCUGCCUCUUGCCGUUUUUGUCCUCUCUCGUCCUCCGUUGUCGCCCUCAUCUCAGUGCUCCGGUCUCGUCCGCCCUCUUCCUCCUCCCCUCCGUCCUGAGCAUCGGGGGAUCACGGGAUGUCCGGAGGAACUGCAGGGGGGGAGAGAGAGAAGAGAACAGCUGCUACGUCACAUCAUAGAGGGAGAGAGCAGAGGAGGCCAGUACGAAGGACUGUCCAGAAGACAAAAAAGAGACUCGGGAAUAAGUUUUCCUCAGACGCUGGGGGAAGAAAAAUACUCAUCUGGAAGUUUAUUUCACAUGAAGACUCGUGCUCACCCAACCGCUUUGGAAUACUCAAGACUUUUUCCAUACACCCCAGAGUGGGUGCAUGAAAAACCAGCUGAGCUGGUCGUUGCUCCUUUUCUAUCUUUGCUAGAGUUUGUUCAGAGAAUAAUAUUUCUUCACUAGAGUCCUACCGGAGUUAUAUUUCUGGUUGCAUCUAAAGUUGUAGAGAAAAAUUUGAGAUAGACUCCAUUUUUUUGCUUUUCACCUGUUUGUGUCAAAGUAAGAACAUUCGCUGACAUGUUGAAACAAAUACUAAACCAUAUCUCGUGUCCACACACACACACACACACACACACACACUUUAUGCACAGUGCCACACACUGGAUACAAACAGGAAUACACACUGUCUUCACAAACAUACACAAGCUAAGCAUGUAGACACACACCGUUGCUGCGAUGGCAAAGCGUGGAGAGAGGUGGUCACCAGAGGAGGAGCUCUGCUGCAGCAGGGGCCCCGGGGCCCCUCACCGGUCUACACCGACCCGGUGUCCACCUCGGCAUGCAAGGAAAACUGAGGGCGAGGACACGAGGUACAAGAUGGACAGACAAACGUUGGACCAGAAAUCUUCUCACCUUGAAAUGGUUGCACCAACUUGUCUGGCUGCAAAGGGCGUCUUUGUCCUCUCUUGGCUUGUCUUUCUAGUUUUGUGUGUGUGUGUGUGUGUGUGUGUGUGUGUGUGUGUGUGUGUGUUAAGGCCAGUUUAGCUAUUUCCAUGGAUCCGCUAUAUUAGGCCCCAGUAUAGGGAAACUAGAGCCGUUCUUUACUUUUGUACUCCAUCCUGUCAGUUCCUCUUCCACCUCACCACUAGCAGGUCAACAUUAGGUAACGUGUGGCCCCACAGUAUAUAAGACCCCCUGCGUGUAUGUGAUAGAAGUCCAGGUAUUUUACGGAACGUUUUAAAGGAAUGAUUCAACAUUUGGGAAAUGCAGUUACUGGCUUUCGCGCGGCGAGUUAGAUGAGAAGAUCGAUACCACUCUCAUUACCCGUCUGUCAGGUUCAGAGCUGAAGUGAGGCUGAAGCAGGAAAGCCUCGUUCCAAAUCCCGGUCAGUGUGGGGGCGGAAUCUCAGAAAGGCAGGAAAAAGUGUUUACGCUUGGCUCGGGUGUAAAAGUUGGCGCAUCAGUUCAAAACUUGCGCCCUCCACUUCUUCUUCUGCAGAAGUUUAAUGGCUGUGCUACCAGCCGUUUAUCUGAAGGCCCCCAACUCCUAAUAUUCAUAAAGGUAGUGGAUCAAAACACACGUUCAUUUGCAUUUUCCAGAAAUGUGAAGAAAUUCAUUUAAAAAUUGUGCUACAUUUGGAUGGAAACUUUACUGUUGACAUUUCUAAUGAUGCAAAAAUGAAAAUCCAGCCUUGGAACAUUAAAAUAACACCGUUACAUACAGGAUGUAUGUGGUUUGGUUUCACUCCAUAUGUGUAGAAGACGACAGGAAUUUAAAAAAACAAACAAUAUAAUGAUGAUGUUUAUUCUACAAGCGGCCUUUGACCCUGAUGUGCUGUGGUGGAGUCAGCUUUUCUUGGGUCGUGAACCCCGGGAAGAAAUGCAGGCGGCGGAGAGACUGCACCGGGUCACAGAAGCGAGUGGCGCGGUGGUUAUCCCAGACAUGGUGUCAGGACAACGGCGCUCUACAUGAGGCUAGAGCCCGCACACAGUUAGCCUAGCUUAGCAUGGCGAAGCAGGGAGAAACCAGAACAGCUAGCAGGUCUCUGUCCAAAAAUCUGCCUACAAAUCUCUCUUAAUUGAUAUGUUUUAUCUCCUCUCUUAAUUAGUGAGCGUUACACGUGUUAUAAUGGGCAGGUUUUUGUGUAACGGAGCCAGGCUAACUGUUUCCCCCGGUCCCCGUCUUUACGCUAAGCUAAGCUAAUGGUCUCCUGGCUCCACUUUCAUUUUUUCCACACAGAUAUGGGUAUCGUCCGUUGUAAGGUCUCGGCAAGAGAGUGAAUAAGCGCAUUUCCCAAAAUGUCAAAAUAUUUAAGGUUGACGUUCGUUAGCGUUUUAUUGACUUUGAUUCCAGUGUUGAAUCCUUUUGGAGCCUUUUUUGUUUUGUUUUGUUUUUCCAACAAUUUCAACAGUUAUAAUAGACCUAAUAUCUGCAGAGUGAAAGCUCAAGUUUUACCAGAGGAAAAACAAAAACACAUUUUCUGUGUAGCUAAAUGACAACCUGAACAUUUUCUAGAUUGUUCUUUGCUAAUAAAAAAAGAUUCAGUGUGAGAUUUCAUUAGCAUUAAGCUAACUCGAGUUCGAAUCCUGUCGGAUCUAAAAUGAACCAAACAGCACUGCAGCUGUUUAAAGGUGCAAUUCAGUGAUUUAGAACAAAUAAUCAAAGGGAAAGUGCCGUUUAGGAGCGAAACGUCCUUCAGCGGUGCAACUUCCUUCCGUAAAGAAGGCUGAAGACGUAACGCUGCGCUGACAAAGCUGCUGCCGCCCGCACGCAACUGGACCGCUCGUCCUUGAAGAGAAACGAGAUCUUUUCUCAUAAAUGUAUUCACCCGCAGGUCGAUGCUUUGUGGAGCGAGUCCAGCCAGAUGACGUGAAAACGCUCUGCAUUUUCAGAGCAGAUGGGGAAUCCGCGGCUUCGGGGUUUUACGUCGAAUUAGGCGUUCGCGUAAGGCCACGUGCCUUCUCCUGCCCUCUAACCGCCUGUGCAAGACACAGCCGGAGAGAAACCCGACAAAGCUGGCAGAUGUUCAUCAGCGGGGGGCCCCCCCCCUGUGAGAUUAGGAGGGGAUAGAAACCAUUUCUGAUCUGCUGCAGAUGAGUCCCGCGCUCUCAUCCGGUCCCGCUGCAGCUCCAGCAGCGGAGAUUUCAAGUCCGCUACGAGGGUCGGUUUCAGACUAAAGCAGCAUUUAUGAAGCUGGAAAAUGUGUGUGAUUGCUAGCUCUGAUUACAGGCUGGUCAGAAGUAGAAGUACAGUGAGUUGAAACGUGUAUAUAAGAGUGUUUACCAGGAGGGAAAAAAAUGUCUAUUUGAUUAUAUGUAUAGCUCUAUUAAAGGGUUCAGAGUAAAAAAAUAAAUAAAAAUUAAAAAAAAAAUAAAAAAAAUUCUAUGAAGAUUAAUUAAUAGUUGCCAGAGCAGAGGUCUCACUGGCCCCGUCGUCCCGCGGAGGAUGCCUUAAACAGCUCACCGCUCCCUCCCCCCGCGACCUGCACCUCUGUCGGUUGCGGAGCCCCAGAGAAGACGGGCGCCCACGGCAACCUCGACACCUGGAAGAACGCAUCGUUUCACAACAAGUUCACCCUUGUUUGGUUUCGUAUCGCACCCCGCGGCUUCACGUAGGUUCCAGCUUUUUCGAGGAGACGAAUGAAACACACGCAAGCUCUGUGUUCUGUGAACAUUGGCCGAACGGAGGCCGGCACGGGACCACGCUGCUACAAUCCCGUUCCCGUAUGAGCGCGAAACUUAUUUUAAAAAAACGGACCGCGACGUGUCGGAGGGGGAAGAAAAGCACAGUAUUUUUAAAGAUUUGUAUAGAGUUCUAUGAAAUUUUAUAGAGGUUAACACUGACGCGUGGAUUGCCAAAAACAAAUGCUAUAUAGAUUUAAAAAAGAAAAAAAAACAGGAUAUUAUUAGACUUAUGGGUUAUGUAAGAAGCAAUAUUUAUUCUGAAUGAAUCUCCUUGGUUGUGUUUUGUUUUCCCAUUUUAAAGUUACAUAUCAUGAAGACGUCACCUGUCAGUGUUUUAAUGAAGUGCUGCCUAAAGUAGAUUCUCUCUGCUGCCGUACUGAGACGUUUUGGCCACGAAAGGUGACCCCAGAACCCAGGUAUCUUCUGACGAGCACCAUCUGCCUGACUAGACUUGUCUCAUCUUCUGAAAUCCCUGAGUCUAGAGAGUGUGUGUGUGUGUGUGUGUGUGUGUGUGU
Molecule: messenger RNA, 10165 nt
Organism: Xiphias gladius (swordfish)
Lineage: Eukaryota; Metazoa; Chordata; Actinopteri; Istiophoriformes; Xiphiidae
Product: SH3 and multiple ankyrin repeat domains protein 2-like
Exons: 27
Coding region: 1-5847 (1948 amino acids)
Cellular component (GO): postsynaptic density; dendritic spine; postsynaptic membrane
Molecular function (GO): ionotropic glutamate receptor binding; synaptic receptor adaptor activity
Source: RefSeq, a predicted model, not a curated record